AUGAGGGCGUUGAGCCUUGCGAUAUUUGCAUUGUCCCUGCCAGGUAGUUGCGCGGCAGAGGAGCCUACCUGCAAUGGGGUCGACGCGGAAGAGGCUUCCCUUCUUCAGAGCAGGCAGCGCGUCCGUCAGCUGCCUGACGAUUCUACCACCAGCGGCGCUGACGGUUCCAUCGGUGACGAGUUCGGGCAGGCCAUGAACGACCUGGGCGACUUGAAGGAUGUGCCACCGCAAACGAUCAGCAGUGUCGGAAGCAGCAUCAGGCAGGCGAUGCAGGACUGGAAGAACGCGCAGUCGGAGCAGAAGAAGUGGGACGAGGAGAACGACAAGCUCAAGAAGAUUGAGCAAUCGGUCGAGGACAUGCCCACGCCCGCGGAUGCAUCGCUCUUGAAGAGCAGGCAGCGCGUCCGUCAGCUGCCUGACGAUUCUACCACCAGCGGCGCUGACGGUUCCAUCGGUGACGAGUUCGGGCAGGCCAUGAGCGACCUGGGUGACUUGAAGGAUGUGCCACCGCAAACGAUCAGCAGUGUCGGAAGCAGCAUCAAGCAGGCGAUGCAGGACUGGAAGAACGCGCAGUCGGAGCAGAAGAAGUGGGAUGAGGAGAACGACAAGCUCAAGAAGAUUGAGCAGUCGGUCGAGGACAUGCCUACGCCCGUGGACGCGUCGCUCUUGAAGAGCAGGCAGCGCGUCCGUCAGCUGCCUGACGAUUCUACCACCAGCGGCGCUGACGGUUCCAUAGGUGACGAGUUCGGGCAGGCCAUGAACGACCUGGGUGACUUGAAGGAUGUGCCACCGCAAACGAUCAGCAGUGUCGGAAGCAGCAUCAAGCAGGCGAUGCAGGACUGGAAGAACGCGCAGUCGGAGCAGAAGAAGUGGGAUGAGGAGAACGACAAGCUCAAGAAGAUUGAGCAGUCGGUCGAGGACAUGCCCACGCCCGUGGACGCGUCGCUCUUGAAGAGCAGGCAGCGCGUCCGUCAGCUGCCUGACGAUUCUACCACCAGCGGCGCUGACGGUUCCAUCGGUGACGAGUUCGGGCAGGCCAUGAGCGACCUGGGCGACUUGAAGGAUGUGCCACCGCAAACGAUCAGCAGUGUCGGAAGCAGCAUCAGGCAGGCGAUGCAGGACUGGAAGAACGCGCAGUCGGAGCAGAAGAAGUGGGAGGAGGAGAACGACAAGCUCAAGAAGAUUGAGCAGUCGGUCGAGGACAUGCCCACGCCCGCGGACGCGUGA
Prorocentrum cordatum is the source of this 1227-nucleotide messenger RNA. NCBI's taxonomy places the organism in Eukaryota, Dinophyceae, Prorocentrales, Prorocentraceae. The record is from the annotation of a GenBank genome assembly.